GUUUGCUAAGCAAAAAUGUCUGCCUAAGGGAAACUCGUAAGUUACAUUCAGGGAAUAUUUUGCAAAAUAUUACUGAAAACACCUUGAUUCCAAACUCGAGCAGACGCGAAGAAGGAAUACAAGGCUUCAGUUUUCACUCCAAUUCGAGCUAGUCGGAUAUUUAAACGGGAAAAGGUGUAGUUGCAGGAGCUGAAGAUGAACCCCCAGCAGCGCACUGCCGCUAUUGGAACAGAUAAGGAGCUGAGUGAUCUACUGGAUUUUAGUGCGAUGUUUUCUCCACCUGUAACCAGUGGAAAAAAUAGACCAACUACCUUGGGCAGCAGCCGAUUCAGUGCAUCAGGUAUGGAGGAGAGAACAAGCACAGCCACAUGGGAAGCAGGAGGACAGCAAAGUCCCUCUUAUCAGUCCUCCAGGGGUUUUGCAGACAGCCCUCAUUACGGUGAUCACUUGAAUGACAGUCGAUUAGUGUCCCACGAAGGAUUGUCCCCGACGCCUUUCAUGAACUCCAGUCUGAUGGGUAAAUCUUCAGAGAGAGGUCAAUUUUCAGUGUACACCAGAGAGCCAGCAGUUUCUGGAUGCCAAUCCAGUCUUCGAUCAGACAUGGGGCUUGGAAGUCCAGGACCGCUGUCAUCGUCGGCAAAGCCUGGAACCCCGUUCUAUUCGUUCUCUUCCGCAAAUCCACGACGAAGAACGCUUCACGACACUGCGCCACCUGAUCCCUUACAAGCAAAGAAAGUGAGAAAGGUUCCUCCUGGAUUGCCUUCGUCUGUGUAUGCACCCUCUCCAAGCUCAGACGACUAUAACAGAGAUUCUCCCAGUUACCCCUCUCCUAAACCUCCCAACAGUAUGUUUGCAAGCACUUUCUUUGAUGGGACCCAUAAUUCUUCUGACCUUUGGAGUUCGUCCAAUGGGAUUAGCCAACCAGGCUAUGGAGGAAUGCUGGGAAGCACCUCUUCUCAGGUAUCACAGUCCAGCAGCUAUGGCAACCUACAUACACACGAUCGCUUGAACUACCCACCGCAUUCAGUUUCACCAGCAGACAUCAGCGCCAGUCUUCCUCCCAUGUCCAGCUUCCACAGAAGCAGCACCAGCACUUCCCCCUACACUGCAGCUUCUCGCAGUCCUCCGGUGAACGGCUCCGAGACCAUCCUGGGAAGCCGGGGGAAUGCGUCUGGAAGCUCCCAGACAGGAGAUGCACUUGGGAAAGCCUUGGCUUCUAUUUAUUCACCUGACCACACCAGCAGUAGCUUUCCAUCAAACGCAUCAACACCAGUUGGAUCCCCAUCGUCUCUAGCAGGUGCAAACCACUGGCCAAGGGCAGGAGGACAGACACCCUCCUCUCCCAGCUAUGAGAAUUCUCUUCAUUCGUUGAAAAAUCGAGUUCAGCAGCAACUUCACGAGCAUUUGCAAGAUGCAAUGUCGUUCUUAAAGGAUGUCUGUGAGCAGUCUCGAAUGGAAGAUCGGUUGGAUAGGUUGGAUGAUGCCAUCCAUGUACUACGAAACCAUGCAGUGGGGCCUUCGACGAGCAUGUCUGGUGGCCAUGGCAACCUGCAUAGCUUACUGGGGCCAUCGCACAACGGGCCAAUUGGAGGAAUCGAUUCAAACUAUGCAGCAUCUGCGCUGGUGACAUCCAAUCGGACAGCUUCCAUGGUUGGUGCUCAUCGUGAUGAAGCUGCCAGUCUUAACAGCAGCCAUUCAGCACUGCCCAAUUCGGUGUCAACUCCAAGCACAGAAUUAAGCCACCAGGAGAACUACAGAGGUGGUGUAUCCAGCCAGCCAGCAGGCACAAGUCCAGUGGAACUAAAACUAGAGAAAAAAGAAAAAGACGAGAACGUACAUGAAACAAAUUCACCAGAUGUCUUCAAAUCAGACUAUGAGAGUGACAGAAAGGACCUCAAGAUGACACCUAGAGGAGGAACCAGGAUAAGUCUGUGUUCACCUCUUAGCAGUAUUAACGAGGAUGAGGACUUGAACCCGGAACAGAAGGCAGAGAGAGAGCGCGAGAGGAGGAUGGCCAACAACUCCAGGGAGCGAUUGCGGGUUCGAGACAUCAACGAAGCAUUCAAAGAGCUGGGCCGCAUGUGUCAGCUGCACCUGAAGAGUGAGAAGCCUCAGACGAAGCUGCUUAUUCUUCACCAGGCUGUCGCUGUGAUCCUUAAUCUUGAGCAACAAGUCCGAGAGAGGAACCUAAAUCCCAAAGCAGCCUGCCUUAAGAGGAGGGAAGAGGAGAAAGCUUCUGCUGUAUCGGCAGAGCCUCCUGCAGCUCACCAAGGAGUCCACCCUGGACUGUGCGACACUACAAACCCUAUGGGUCACAUGUGAACACCUGCCAGAUCAGAAUCAAGAUCAAGUUUGUAAUAUAACGAGUGGGUGACCUUUCAACACAAGGACAGACAAUACUAACUCUUUGUGACACAAAUUUGAAAAGACAAACCACCUGAAGCAAAAACCCAGCAAUCUUGUGACUGAAGAAACUGGCCUACAUCCACAUAUCCCUGUGAAGACAUGAAACGUUGAAUCAGAAAUUUCAGCCCGCGAGUGAACUUCAGGUCCUAUCAUUCUGUUGCAGGCAGCGUGUGUCGCAUCUAAAACAAUCAGAGACUCCAGUCCUCGUGCAAGUUGCCUUGUGCCUAAACUGAAUUGCCGAAUGCAUUGUAACCACAACAUGUUAUUUAUUGUGUUACUGAGCUCCAGGGUCUACUUCUAAAGGGAAGAUUAUGAUGUCAAUUGGAACAUUUGAUGAAGUUUCAGCUAAUGCCAGCAUUUGUUAAAACUGUUCAUAUACAGAGAGCAAAAACACAACCUUAUCAACCUUAUUUUGGAGCCCUAGCAUUCCCUGCAUACCUCUUAGUGUCUUAAGAAAGGGAAGGAAGAGUAUUACUGUCCUUUCCAUUCCUUUUGCCAUAUAGUGUUUUCAGUGUAAUACAAUAUUCCUUUAUAGAGCAGUUGUUUCUUAGAUGUUAUUUUUUGGUCUCUGGUUAUCUGAACAGUUCAAUUAUGGUCAUAGUUUAACCUUCAGCACUCAACUUAAUGUUAAUGUCAAGUUGCAAACCACUGUGGUAUCAAGAAUUGCUUGAAUAUCACUACCAUGACCAUAUUGUCAUUUGGCCUGCAUUUAAUUGUAACUUUUUUUUUUUUUUUUUUGUCUAAAAAAAAACAAACAAAAAACAAACAAAAAAUCUUUAUACAAAGUAAACACAUUUUAUUUGUUUGAUUUGUAAUUGUAUUAAAAAAAAAAAACUUUUCUAGGCUUUAUAGUAAAGCUUGUAACGUGAAGUGUGAUAUAGAAGAAAAUAAAAUAUCUAAUUUGUUAGAAUUGCUUUGUUUUCCAAGCAGCAGCGGAAACAGCAGUAUCGUGCUUUAAUAUCAUGCAAGUAAAGUGUUAGCUGUGAGUGUGCACUAACCCUUUACUAAACGACCAUGCUCAGAGUAGUGGGUAAGAACCUUGGUCCACCUGGGCAGGUAGUGAAACAAGAACAAUGCAGGGGAAGACAAGGGCCACAGCUUUCUCUUAGCAUUUGUGUGUGUGUGUGUGUGUGUGUGUGUGUGUGUUUUAUUAUUGUUUUCUUGUUACCCAGAGUUAGUUGAGAGGUCAUAUAUAUCAAUAACUGCCCAUAAGUGCUGUUUGUGGUAUUGACAGAUGAAACUUUCAAAGCAUUAGCACUACACAGUACAAUUAUCUAAUUAUAUUUAUCUGUAUCCUUUUUAACUUCAGUGCAGGCUGUCUUCCACUCAUAGCCAUCUUACGAGGAGACUCACAACAUUUUAAACAUUAAUUUAAGUCAUUUUAAGAACAAAUAGUGGCAUUUAAGAUAGAUAUAACAUACGCUAACUGGGGGGCGGGGGGGGGGGGUCAUUACCAGUUUACUCUUUCUUAAACAAAAAAAAAGAAAGAAAAAAGGAAACAAAUCUGUGGUUGGUUGGACUGACUAUAUAUGUGACCUUGUUCUUCAUUUCAGUGUUUUAUGAUUAAAAAAACAAAAUGUUUUGCUUAGAGCGUGAGCAUUAUCACACGUCACUGCCUGGCAUUUUCUUUUUUUUUUUUUCCUUUUUGUUUCUAAGCUUGUCCUUUUGGCAAUAUUAGACUUUGCAGUAUGCCCAGAAGCUUUCCUUCAUUGAAAAAUAAAUAAAGAAAGGAAAAAAAAAAACAUUUGGCUUAUUUUUCACUGUAGUUAGUCUUUUAUACAAUAAUCUUGUAAGAAAAUUUCUUGAAUUCUAAAUAUUACUCUUUCUAGAUUUUUGAAAUCGAAAAAGUUUUCAGUAAAAAGUUUCUUACUUUAUUUUACUAUAUUAGGUAGUAAAAAUGUAAGGUUAUUUACCAUAACCUGUCCAUUUAAGAUCAGAAAUUUAAAAAUAGCAUCCUAAGAACAUAGUAGGGUUCUAGCGCACUGUGUAGUAUGUGUGGAGUAUUGUACGAGCUAAAUGUUCAAGAUGAAUAGCUUCUCAUCUUGUUCUCCAGUUUUCAUUGUUGGUUAAUGCAGAUUUGUACCUGUGUCAAAUUUCAAGGUAUUGUUGACAGACAUUUAAAACCAGCAGUAAGAAGUUCCAUUUUUUUUUCUGUCAGUGUAACAGAAAACACAAUAUGUAUAUAACAUUUAUGUAGCUAUAAAUGUGCCAUCUUUUUUUAA
Molecule: messenger RNA, 4628 nt
Organism: Polyodon spathula (Mississippi paddlefish)
Lineage: Eukaryota; Metazoa; Chordata; Actinopteri; Acipenseriformes; Polyodontidae
Product: transcription factor 12-like
Exons: 21
Coding region: 196-2322 (708 amino acids)
Biological process (GO): regulation of transcription by RNA polymerase II
Cellular component (GO): transcription regulator complex
Molecular function (GO): protein dimerization activity; RNA polymerase II cis-regulatory region sequence-specific DNA binding; DNA-binding transcription factor activity, RNA polymerase II-specific
Source: RefSeq, a predicted model, not a curated record